UUUAGUUAUUUUCAACUUUCUUCAAACACUUCUCAUGCCUCGCAGCUAACACAAACCUCAAAGAAAUGGCAACACGACGCCAAUUUCUCAUCUCUUUACCCAAACAAUUCACAUCACUACUUCCUACCCACUUGUACUUUCACCAAUCUUUUUCAUCCUCUUCUCAUCCAACUAUUUCAUCUUCAUCAACAUCAACAUCAACAUCAAAUAAUCUAACAGUGGACAAAAUCCUACUGAAUUUGAAACUGGGUAAGUCUAAUUACUUUCACAAAAGCAGCAAUAUAUAUCAUUCUUUAACCCCUUUUGAUAUUGCUCAUGUUUUAUAUCAAUGCCGUGAAAAUCUCCAUUUGGGUUUAAAGUUUAUUGAUUUAUUAAUGUUUAAUUUUCCCAAUUUCAGACAUUCAACUCUUUCAUUUUGUGUUAUGGUGCAUUUUUUGGUUAGGGGUAGAAGGGCAUCAAAUGCUCAAGCUUUAAUUCUUAAAAUGGUUAGAAAAAGUGGGGUUUCUAGGGUAGAAAUAGUGGAUUCUUUAGUGGGUAGUUUUGAUCAAUGUGGUUCAAAUUUAAGUGUUUUUGAUUUGUUGAUUAGGACUUAUGUGCAAGCUAAGAGAUUAAGGGAAGCGGCUGAGGUUUUUGAAUUGUUGAUUAGUAAAGGUAUUUGUGUUUCAAUUAAUGCUUGUAAUAGUGUUCUUGGUGGGUUAGUGAAAGUUGGAUGGGUUGAUUUAGCAUGGGAAAUUUAUCAUAGAAUUGUUAAAUUUGGAGUUCAAGUGAAUGCUUUUACAUUGAAUAUAAUGGUUAAUGGUUUGUGCAAGGAGGGCAAGAUGGAAAAGGUGAAAUCUUUUUUGUUAGAAAUGGAAGGAAAAGGGAUUUUUGCUGAUAAUGUGACAUAUAAUACAUUGAUUAAUGCUUAUUGUAAGGAAGGCAAUGUAGAAAAAGCCUUAGAAAUGAUGGAAUUGAUGUCAAGGAAGGGGUUGAGGGCAGGUUUGUUUACCUAUAAUGCUAUAUUAAAAGGGUUUUGUAAGAUGGGAAAGUAUAGUAGGGCUAGGGAAAUGUUGGAUGAUAUGUGGGAAAAGGGGUUGAGUCCUGAUGCGGGUAGUUACAAUGCGUUGUUGAUCGAGUGUGGUAGGAAAGACAAUGUUGUGGAGGGUGAAGAAUUGUUUAACCAAAUGGUAAGUCAUGGGGUUUUGCCUGAUGUAGUUAGUUAUACAUCAUUGAUAAUUAUGUUUUCUAGAAAUGGAAAUCUCGAUCGAGCGAUGAUGUACUUUAAAGACAUGAAGGUGAAGGGGUUGGUGCCAGAUAGUGUUAUAUAUACCAUUCUUAUUGAUGGGUUCUGUAAAGCUGGAAUUGUUGCGGAAGCCUAUAGAAUGCGCAAUGAGAUGAUUGAACAAGGCUGUCUUAUGGAUGUUGUAACAUACAACACCAUUUUGAAUGGCUUGUGCAGAGAACAAAUGUUAAGUGAGGCUGAUCAGCUACUUGAUGAGAUGCUGCAAAGGGGUAUAUCUCCUGAUUUCUUCACUUAUACAACCCUUAUUCAUGGUUACUGUAAGGCUCGAAACAUGGACAAAGCAGUUGUAUUGUUUCAGACUAUGAUUCAGAGGAACCGAAAACCAGAUAUUGUAACAUAUAACACUUUGAUGGAUGGUUUUUGCAAAGAGGGUUUUUUGGAAAAAGCUAAUGAUUUAUGGGGUGAUAUGGUUCACCGAAAAAUAAAUCCUAAUCACAUUUCCUACGGUAUUCUCAUCAAUGGAAAUUGUAUUGUGGGGCGAAUCCACGCGGCUUUAAAGCUUUGGGAUGAAAUGGUUGAGAAAGGGAUUAUGCCAAAUAUUGUGACUUGUAACACCUUAGUUAAAGGUUUUUGCAUUUCUGGAGAUGCAGCAAAAGCAGAGGAGUUCGUGACAAAGAUGACAGCAGAGGGAACUUUUCCUGAUAAUGUCACAUACAAUACUCUAAUACAAGGAUACAUCAAGGAGGAGAAGACAGAUAGAGCAUUUGUUCUGCUUAAGAAAAUGGAGGAUCAGGGGAUAUUGCCUGAUGUAAUAUCCUACACUGUGAUACUGGAUGGGUUUUGUAGGCAAGCUAGAAUGGAAGAGGCAAAUUUGAUAUACAAAAGGAUGAUAGAAAGAGGUGUGGAUCCAGACAAAUCGACUUAUACAUCAUUGAUUAAUGGAUAUGUUAGUCAGGACAACCUGAAGGAGGCAUUCAGGCUCCAUGAUGAAAUGCUUCAAAGAGGAUUUGUGCCAGAUGACAAGUUCUGAUUCUCCUCUCAGAUGAGUGAAUCCGUUGGGUGGAUCACUGUCUCUAUGGUUAGGCUAUGAGAAACUCAAAUGAAACGUUGAUGGAUACUAUUAUAAGGUGAUUCAUGCGGGCCCGCAAGUUGGUGUGAAAUUUGCUCUCAAGUUUAAGGUAGUUUGCGGAAGUAUGAAAGUGUAUGCACCCUCUUAUAUGAGCAUCUUAGUUAUAUAUUUGAGGUAAUGAAUUGUGUUGGAUUAGAGAAAAUUCUAGAAGAGGAUCCAAUUUCAUCUCAACCUAUCAAGAAAUGUUAGAGGUUUUGUCUUAAUUUUUACAGUAUUGUCGUGAUUCCUAAAUUUUUAUGAUAAGUGCUUUUUGAAAUUCAUACAGUUAUUCUAGGUGCCAUUUUGGAUGUUGCUGAUCUGCAUUUACUUGGAUCCUUUUCAUUGAGCUGUGAUAUAAUAGUCUAUGCGCUGUGUUUAUAGGUGAUUCAUGCGGGCCCGCAAGUUGGUGUGAAAUUUGCUCUCAAGUUUAAGGUAGUUUGCGGAAGUAUGAAAGUGUAUGCACCCUCUUAUAUGAGCAUCUUAGUUAUAUAUUUGAGGUAAUGAAUUGUGUUGGAUUAGAGAAAAUUCUAGAAGAGGAUCCAAUUUCAUCUCAACCUAUCAAGAAAUGUUAGAGGUUUUGUCUUAAUUUUUACAGUAUUGUCGUGAUUCCUAAAUUUUUAUGAUAAGUGCUUUUUGAAAUUCAUACAGUUAUUCUAGGUGCCAUUUUGGAUGUUGCUGAUCUGCAUUUACUUGGAUCCUUUUCAUUGAGCUGUGAUAUAAUAGUCUAUGCGCUGUGUUUAUAGGUGAUUCAUGCGGGCCCGCAAGUUGGUGUGAAAUUUGCUCUCAAGUUUAAGGUAGUUUGCGGAAGUAUGAAAGUGUAUGCACCCUCUUAUAUGAGCAUCUUAGUUAUAUAUUUGAGGUAAUGAAUUGUGUUGGAUUAGAGAAAAUUCUAGAAGAGGAUCCAAUUUCAUCUCAACCUAUCAAGAAAUGUUAGAGGUUUUGUCUUAAUUUUUACAGUAUUGUCGUGAUUCCUAAAUUUUUAUGAUAAGUGCUUUUUGAAAUUCAUACAGUUAUUCUAGGUGCCAUUUUGGAUGUUGCUGAUCUGCAUUUACUUGGAUCCUUUUUCCUCUGGUUGCUACAAUUUGUUUGUACUGUUUUCACCAAUUAAUCAUGAAAUAUCUCUCUCUGCUUUGUCUUUAUAGGUGAUUCAUAUGGGCUAGUUGUUGUGAAGGUUGCUCUCAAGUUUGAGGUUGCGGGAGCAAAUAUAGAGGUUUCUGUACCCUCUAAUUAUUCGAGCAUCUUUAGGAGUCAGAUUUGUAUGGCACGAGAUUUUUUGCACUAUCUUUCGUCUCAGAUGUAAGCGUCAGUUGACAAAGAAAUUUCCAAGUCCUAUACGGGCAUUACGAAGCAACUUGAGAAGUUCCCUCGUCUCAUUUUUCAGAUUGACUGGAUGAGUGGUGACGCUCGGAUAAUCAACUUAAGGUGGUGAUUUUGUUCGUUUAAUAAGUUAGAACUGAUUAACGGAAAGGUCACGCCUAGGAGCCUUUUUUUUGAAGUGAAGACUUUAGCCUUAACGGUACACGUUAGUUGGACACUCCCUAAAACUGGCCCAACGAGUGAGCAGACUGCAGUAGUCUGGUCAGGUCAUUCUACGACAGUUAUCCGCCAAUAAUUGGUUGCAUGGACUCCGAUUGUUCAUACUAGCUACUCUGAAUUGGACAAAACAUGCAGUAGCCUAAAGGUACACUCUAGCUGACUGCACAACUCGAUCAUGUUCAGGCUGGAAAUUGUUCCUCUGAUCUUGUUCUUAUGGUAGGGCGAGGGAAAAUUGUCUACCUUAACACCAAGAAAUCGCGGGUUUUUUGUUGGUUGUGCCGAUUCUACUAUAUACUACUAAGGAAUUGUAUUACAUUCAAACUUAUCUACCAAAGAAAACUGUGAACAGGGUAUCUUAAUCAAAGUGCAAGUGUCAUGCAUGGAUGAAUACCAAUAGACUUUAUGAAUCUUUCUUUUUUCAGUUUCCUUCAUAGGAGUAUGUUAUUCAAUUCUAUCACCAGCUAGUCUCUUGAGAGACCGUCUUUUUGAGAGACAUAUUUCAAGCUUUGCUCAUUAAAGAUUAAUGUCUAUUUACCGUAUUCUUAAUGCCUAUUUAUAUUAUCCUUAAUGCUUACUUGUUGUAUUCUUAAUGCCUACUUUUAAUAUCU
This is a messenger RNA of Amaranthus tricolor (Joseph's coat), 4474 nucleotides long. RefSeq names its product pentatricopeptide repeat-containing protein At5g01110. The record is from RefSeq and is a predicted model, not a curated record. Gene Ontology annotation, molecular function: protein binding. The transcript has 4 exons. Lineage: Eukaryota; Viridiplantae; Streptophyta; Magnoliopsida; Caryophyllales; Amaranthaceae. The coding region runs from base 66 to 2252 and encodes 728 amino acids.